Molecule: messenger RNA, 1278 nt
Organism: Elaeis guineensis (African oil palm)
Lineage: Eukaryota; Viridiplantae; Streptophyta; Magnoliopsida; Arecales; Arecaceae
Product: homeobox-leucine zipper protein HAT22
Biological process (GO): regulation of DNA-templated transcription
Molecular function (GO): DNA-binding transcription factor activity, RNA polymerase II-specific; sequence-specific DNA binding
Source: RefSeq, a predicted model, not a curated record
CGUUGCACUCCCAUUCGUCAACCUAUGUAAGUGUAUGCGUCACACCACCCAUUUCUCAAUAACUCCCCCUCAUCACCCAUUUAUUCAUUCCCCCUACUCAUUCUUUCCUUGGCCAACAAUCAUAAGCAGCUCUCUCUCUCUCUCUCUCUCACAGUUGCAACAGAAGGGAGCUUCUUGUGGUGGAAGCUAAGGAAGCAUGGACAACGGUGACACAUGUGACACAGGCCUAGCUCUCGGGUUGAACUAUAAUGCUAGUGGCCCGUGCAGUGAUGGCCAUGGCCACCGAGAGCCGAUCGUAAAAUUGGAACGAUCAUCAUCGAAUAUGGUUUCCGUCGAGCCCUCGCUCACCCUCGGCCUCUCAGACGACACACACGGAUCGAUAAAAUCGACGGAGGAAGCAAGAGUAGCCCGCCAAUCAUCUCCACAUAGCACGGUCUCAUCCUUCUCCGAUGGUCACCCUUCAAACACAAAGAAGGAGAACAGCAUCAAGAGCGAGGAAGCCCAGAAGUUCUCAUUUCGGGUAAGCGAUGAAGAAGAAGAAGGUAGUGCUAGAAAGAAGCUUAGACUUACCAAGGAUCAGUCCGCCCUCCUGGAGGACAAGUUUAAGGAGCAAAGUACCCUCAAUCCGAAACAAAAGCAAGCCUUGGCCAAGCAAUUGAAUCUACGGCCCCGGCAAGUAGAGGUGUGGUUUCAAAAUAGGAGAGCAAGGACUAAGCUGAAGCAGACCGAAAUAGACUGCGAGGUCCUGAAGAGGUACUGCGAGACGCUGAGCGAUGAGAACCGAAGGCUGCAGAAGGAGGUGCAUGAGCUGAAAGCCCUGAGGUUUGCAUCGCCGGUGUACAUGCAGUUCCCGGCGACGGCGCUCACGAUGUGCCCAUCAUGCAAGAAGAUAACGUCCACUGGUAGCGAGGGCUCCAAAGCGCCGGAGCCUCACAGCAUGUUCAUGAAUCCCUUCACUCAUUCAGCAGCGUGCUAAGGAGGGAGGGAGUCUUGACAAAGGAAGGCACCGCCCACACCCUGGUGUUUUUAAACUAGGGCUUGGGACUGAUGAUUAAGAUUUACUAUGUGUGGUGUAAUUCUCUCCUUUCUCUCUUCGAUCGCUCUCACCUAGUUUUGCUUAGAAAUUAGCAUAUGGUCAGAUGAUGUAAAAAGGGAAUGGAAAGAAGUCCAUAUUCCUCUGAUUUAGAAAAAAUAGCUUUUAAUACCUGUAAUCUCUGUUGUGAAUGUUUGCCUUUUCUUAUUGUAAAUAAAUAGCAACAUAUUUCGAUGAUUAAUACA